This is a messenger RNA of Arabidopsis thaliana (thale cress), 908 nucleotides long. It is a transcript of the gene OLEO1, whose product is annotated as oleosin 1. Bases 69 to 590 code for a protein of 173 amino acids. The transcript is spliced from 2 exons. Gene Ontology annotation, cellular component: monolayer-surrounded lipid storage body; membrane; lipid droplet. The record is from RefSeq and is marked reviewed. NCBI's taxonomy places the organism in Eukaryota, Viridiplantae, Streptophyta, Magnoliopsida, Brassicales, Brassicaceae.
AUAUACACAUCUUUUUGAUCAAUCUCUCAUUCAAAAUCUCAUUCUCUCUAGUAAACAAGAACAAAAAAAUGGCGGAUACAGCUAGAGGAACCCAUCACGAUAUCAUCGGCAGAGACCAGUACCCGAUGAUGGGCCGAGACCGAGACCAGUACCAGAUGUCCGGACGAGGAUCUGACUACUCCAAGUCUAGGCAGAUUGCUAAAGCUGCAACUGCUGUCACAGCUGGUGGUUCCCUCCUUGUUCUCUCCAGCCUUACCCUUGUUGGAACUGUCAUAGCUUUGACUGUUGCAACACCUCUGCUCGUUAUCUUCAGCCCAAUCCUUGUCCCGGCUCUCAUCACAGUUGCACUCCUCAUCACCGGUUUUCUUUCCUCUGGAGGGUUUGGCAUUGCCGCUAUAACCGUUUUCUCUUGGAUUUACAAGUACGCAACGGGAGAGCACCCACAGGGAUCAGACAAGUUGGACAGUGCAAGGAUGAAGUUGGGAAGCAAAGCUCAGGAUCUGAAAGACAGAGCUCAGUACUACGGACAGCAACAUACUGGUGGGGAACAUGACCGUGACCGUACUCGUGGUGGCCAGCACACUACUUAAGUUACCCCACUGAUGUCAUCGUCAUAGUCCAAUAACUCCAAUGUCGGGGAGUUAGUUUAUGAGGAAUAAAGUGUUUAGAAUUUGAUCAGGGGGAGAUAAUAAAAGCCGAGUUUGAAUCUUUUUGUUAUAAGUAAUGUUUAUGUGUGUUUCUAUAUGUUGUCAAAUGGUACCAUGUUUUUUUUCCUCUCUUUUUGUAACUUGCAAGUGUUGUGUUGUACUUUAUUUGGCUUCUUUGUAAGUUGGUAACGGUGGUCUAUAUAUGGAAAAGGUCUUGUUUUGUUAAACUUAUGUUAGUUAACUGGAUUCGUCUUUAACCAC